Molecule: messenger RNA, 387 nt
Organism: Ilex paraguariensis (yerba mate)
Lineage: Eukaryota; Viridiplantae; Streptophyta; Magnoliopsida; Aquifoliales; Aquifoliaceae
Source: the annotation of a GenBank genome assembly
AUGGGUGGCUAUGCCAUUGGCAUUUCCUUUGGGCUCCUCAUAAUGAUAGCAAUCAUCGUUUAUGGUUCCUUAAUAUGCAAACGAUUGUGUGGCGACCCCUCCUCCGAUAGAAGCUCCAUAAACCCCACCACUGAGGAUGACUCCAUAACAAUUCGACAAGGACUCGACGAAGACACCCUUCUCACGUACCCUGAACUUCUCUACUCCGAUGCCAAGCUCCAGGAAGGCUCUAUCGCUUCAGGUUGCUCCAUAUGCUUGGCUGACUAUAAAGACACUGACAUGCUUCGCCUGUUGCCUAACUGCAACCACUUCUUCCAUCAGAAGUGCAUUGACCCUUGGUUAAGGAUUCACAGAACAUGUCCAAUUUGUCGAAUGUCACCAAUGUGA